This is a messenger RNA of Apaloderma vittatum (bar-tailed trogon), 1293 nucleotides long. RefSeq names its product glutaminyl-tRNA synthase (glutamine-hydrolyzing)-like 1 (gene QRSL1). Gene Ontology annotation, molecular function: glutaminyl-tRNA synthase (glutamine-hydrolyzing) activity. The record is from RefSeq and is a predicted model, not a curated record. NCBI's taxonomy places the organism in Eukaryota, Metazoa, Chordata, Aves, Trogoniformes, Trogonidae. Gene Ontology annotation, cellular component: mitochondrion; glutamyl-tRNA(Gln) amidotransferase complex. The annotation marks the transcript as partial. The transcript has 6 exons. Gene Ontology annotation, biological process: glutaminyl-tRNAGln biosynthesis via transamidation; mitochondrial translation.
AGCUUUAGGUUCAGACACGGGAGGAUCUACCCGAAACCCUGCUGCUCACUGCGGUGUAGUAGGUUUAAAGCCAACAUACGGACUGAUCUCUCGCCAUGGUCUCAUUCCUCUAGUGAACUCCAUGGAUGUGCCAGGAAUCCUAACCAGAUGCGUGGACGAUGCAGCAGUUGUGUUAGGUUCUCUUGCUGGACACGAUCCUAAAGACUCUACCACAAUUCAGGACAACUUUGAGCCGUUUGAACUGCCUAAUUUGACUGAUGUCAGCAAGCUCUCCAUAGGAAUUCCAAAGGAAUAUCAUGCACCAGGGCUUUCUAGUGAAAUUCUGGCUCUCUGGUCAAAGGCUGCUGACCUCUUUAAGGAUGCAGGUGCCAAAGUAAUUGAAGUGAGUCUACCGCACACUCGUUACUCGAUUGUCUGCUACCAUGUGCUGUGCACUGCAGAAGUGGCAUCAAAUAUGGCCAGGUUUGAUGGACUGGAAUAUGGACACCGUUCUGACAUGAACAAGUCCACAGAAAGUAUGUAUGCUGCAACACGACGAGAAGGUUUUAAUGAUGUUGUGAGAGGAAGAAUUCUUUCAGGAAACUACUUCUUGUUGAAACAGAAUUAUGAGAAUUACUUUGUCAAGGCACAGAAAGUCAGACGUCUCAUUGCAAACGACUUUGUGAAGGUUUUCAGGAGCGGGGUUGAUAUUUUACUCACUCCUACCACUCUGACCGAUGCAGUACCAUACCUAGAAUUCAUCAAAGAAGACAACAGAACCCGCAGUGCGCAAGAUGACGUCCUAACACAGGCUGCAAACAUGGCUGGGUUGCCGGCCAUAAAUGUUCCUACAGCUCUUUCGGAGAGAGGCUUGCCUGUUGGGCUUCAGUUCAUUGGACGUUCAUUCCAGGAGAAGCAGCUUCUCAGUGUAGCCAAAUGGUUUGAAAAACAAGUAAAAUUCCCAAUGAUCCAGCUAGAAGAAGUGAAGAGGCAUGACCAUGGUGUCUUUCAGCAUCAGAAAUCUGCCUCUUUUUCAUAACGUGGGACUUGCUAGACAGCUGAAGGAAGAAAGCUGUGAGGAUGGUUAAAAAAAAAAUCCUGCAGUUAAUUAUCUUUUGCAGAAAUAAUCCAUUUUAAGAAGACCAUAUGCAGUAAUGCAGGAUGGAAUCACGACAGCUUGUUACUGUGUAAUUAAGGCAAAGUGAAUCAUUAAGUAAACAUGUCUAUAUUAUUAAGAACUGUUUCUUAACUGAUAUUAAAAACACCAAGUUAAAAUUAGGUAUUGUACGCCUGUGGAGCUGCUUUUUUCCAUCC